CUUAAAGAGAAAAAGAAAAAGAAAACCUAGCUAUAUUCUGUAUACUACUAGUACUACAGCUUCUUGAACAGAUUCAAAAUGUGGAGGCUCCAAGUUGCAACAGAAGCUGAUCACGGCCAGAAGAAUGGGGAUAUCAAUAACAGUGUUGGAACAUGUUUGUGGAAGUUUGAUGCCGAUGCCGGAACUCCACAAGAGCGGGCACAAGUUGAGAAUCUCCGGGAUGAAUUCCGGCGCAAUAGGUUCCAUGUAAAGCUAAGCGCUAAUCGCCUCUUGAGAAUGCAGAUGGAGAAAAAAGAGAUGACACGGGACAACAGUGAUGACACGUACGACAUAAAACUCACCAAGGAGGAUCGUGAUGUAACUAAAGACGUCGUCACUGAGAGCUUGAAAAGAGGCCUUAACUAUUAUUCCCAACUCCAAGCUGCUGAUGGUCACUGGCCAUGUGACAUGCUUGGUCCCUUGUUCAUUGGUCCAACAAUGGUACUUGCAUUGUACAUAACAGGCGAUCUAAAUUUGGUUUUAUCAUCAGAGCACCAGAAAGAAAUGAAACGUUACAUAUACAAUCAUCAGAAUGAAGAUGGCGGAUGGGGACUAAAUGUGGAAGGGCACAGUACGAUGUUCAGUUCCGUGAUGAAUUAUUUGGCGCUCCGAUUAAUGGGAGAAAAUCUGGAAGAGCAAGAUGAUACUGAACGAAGAGAAGCUUUGGCUUUGGCUCAAAAAUGGAUUAUUGACCAUGGCACUGCAAUUGCAAUUCCUUCAUGGGGAAAGUACUUGUUAGCGAUACUAGGUGUUUACGAAUGGUCAGGCUGCAAUCCUGUGCCUCCCGAGUUUUGGCUACUCCCUUCUUUCUCACCCAUAAGUCCAGGAAAAAUGUUGUCCUUUUGUCGUUUGGUUUAUUUACCAUUGUCGUACCUAUAUGGAAAGAGAUUUGUUGGAAAGACAACAAAAUCAAUAGUACGUUGUUUAAGAGAAGAAUUGUACACUGAACCAUACGAAGAAAUAGAUUGGAUUAAGGCUCGGGACAUCAGUGCCAAGGUUCGGGAAAAUCCUUCGGGUGACUUCACCAAAAUGUAUAGGCAUGCAACCAAAGGAGCUUGGACAUUUUCAGCUGCCAAUCAAAAAUGGCAAGUUUCAGAUUGCACGGGAGAAGGGCUAAAGGCAGCUUUGUUGCUAUCACUACUUUCCCCGACUAUUGUUGGAGAAAAAUUGAGUGAAACCAAUUUGCAUGACGCUGUGAAUAUAAUUCUUUCAAUACAGAGCCCGAAUGGAGGGUUUCCAGCAUGGGAACCAGCAAGGGCUUCUCGUUGGGUAGAGUCGCUGAAUCCAAUAGAGUUUUUCGAAGAUACCCUCAUUGAACGAGAGUAUGUGGAGUGUACAUCCUCAGCAGUACAAGCAUUGCUACUAUUCUCAAAAUUACAUCCAGGAUUCCGGAAGAAAGAAAUACAAAAGUGCAUUUCAAAGGCUCUCCAGUACAUUGAAGAUUCUCAAAAUUCAGACGGAUCAUGGUAUGGCCGGUGGGGAGUUUGUUUCACCUAUGGGACUUGGUUUGCCGUGGAAGCCUUGGUGGCCGGCGGUAGAAAUUACGAGAAUUGCUCUUCGCUCCGAAGGGCUUGCUCAUUUCUGCUGUCAAAACAACUCCCUUGUGGUGGUUGGGGGGAAAGUUAUCUGUCAUGUCACAACAAGGUCUAUACAAACCUUGAUGGUGAACGGCCGCACGCAGUACAAACAGCUUGGGCACUCCUUGCUCUGAUCAAAGCUGGGCAGUUGGAAAGGGAUGCGAAACCCAUAAAUCGAGCCGUGAAGACGCUGAUCAAUAUGCAAAUGCCAAACGGUGACUUUCCUCAACAGGAAAAUACUGGAGCUUUUAUGAGGUACUGCAUGUUGAACUAUACUUCCUACAGAAACAUCUUCCCACUUUGGGCACUUGGUGAAUACCGAAGCCAUGUUUCUUCGUUCCAUGAAUAA
This is a messenger RNA of Oldenlandia corymbosa var. corymbosa, 1965 nucleotides long. The record is from the annotation of a GenBank genome assembly. Lineage: Eukaryota; Viridiplantae; Streptophyta; Magnoliopsida; Gentianales; Rubiaceae.